Cinara cedri is the source of this 237-nucleotide messenger RNA. NCBI's taxonomy places the organism in Eukaryota, Metazoa, Arthropoda, Insecta, Hemiptera, Aphididae. The record is from the annotation of a GenBank genome assembly.
AUGAGAUCACACAAAUUAAUCAAGAAUGUGGAUUUAUUAUUGGGCGAAAUGGAUAUUUACCAACAAAUACCAUUAUAUUCAUUAAAAUAUCUUGAAAAAAUAUUUGAUAGUUACCCUGAACGAAGUCUAAAUAAAACCACAAAAGUUACACUUAAAAACGGAUUAUUAAAAAUAUCAUCUCCAUUUAAUAUUGGGUUUGAUUCAUAUUUAUCUGAUUUUCUAGGUUUUGAAUAUUAA